Molecule: messenger RNA, 501 nt
Organism: Arabis nemorensis
Lineage: Eukaryota; Viridiplantae; Streptophyta; Magnoliopsida; Brassicales; Brassicaceae
Source: the annotation of a GenBank genome assembly
AUGGCGUCCUGCGUUCCUCACCUCUCUCUCUCUGGUGGGUCUCAAUCCCAUCAUGUGAAAGCAAAUGGAUUGUCUUCCACAAAGCUCAAUCCGGUUUGUAAAACCUCUGCAUUGACUAUUCAGAAGAAAUCAAACCGGAUUCACAAGUUUUCCGUUUCUGCUGGGUACCGAAACGGGAGUAGAAGCGGAAGCGGUGGUGAUUUCAUAGCUGGUUUUCUUCUAGGUGGUGCUUUGUUUGGCACUGUUGGAUACAUCUUUGCUCCACAGAUCCGAAGAUCGAUUCUGAAUGAGGAUGAGGAUGAGUAUGGUUUCAACAAGCCAAAACAGCCAACGUAUUACGAUGAAGGUUUAGAGAAAACAAGAGAGACACUGAAUGAGAAAAUCGGACAGCUUAAUUCCGCUAUUGACAAUGUCUCUUCGCGUCUAAGAGGUCGAGAGAAGAACAGUUCUGCGUCCAAUGUACCGGCCAAAACUGACCCAGAAGUUGAAGCUACGACUUGA